GAAGUCGCACGCACACCGGCCGACAGGAAGAUGACGGUGGGUAUGAUCAACGCGAACCCGGUGGUGCACGAGCGGCCGGAGCGCGCCGCCCACCACGCGCACGCCGCGGCGGCGGCUCUCGAUGCGCUCGAUGUCUUCGAUACGGUGCGGGACAUCAAGGACCCGGAGCAUCCCUACUCGCUGGAGCAGCUCAGCGUGCUAUCCCAGGAGUCCGUCUCCGUCGACGAGAAGCUCGGCCACAUCCAGAUAACCUUCACCCCAACUGUGCAACACUGCAGUAUGGCUACUGUGAUUGGUCUGUGCCUCAGGCUUAAGCUGAUGCAAAACUUUCCUUCGCAUUUCAAGAUUGACAUUAAAGUUGCUCCAGGGUCUCUUGCUAACGAAGAAUCAGUAAACAAACAACUGAACGACAAGGAGAGAGUUGCUGCAGCCUUGGAGAAUCCCAACCUUCGCCAGUUGGUCGAUGAUUGCCUCUGCUCGGAUCAUUCAUCCUCAUAUUAACCUGUCACUGAUACCCCACAUCGAUAACCUGCCUGCUGUACAGCAAUAAUCAGGCAUUUUGUUUUACUCUAUAAUUUACCUAAUCAUGUAUGUCCCAUUACCUUUUGUUUGUCAGCUGUAUGUUAUCUCUGUAAUACCGCAAUGUUUCUUCAUGCCUGCUUGUCCACCAUUUCUUCAAAGUAACAGUAUGAUUUAGCAUCCAGUGAUGUCACAUUCCUGAACAAAAAGGAGGAAAUAAAAGAGAGUAUUUUGGUGUA
Molecule: messenger RNA, 758 nt
Organism: Lolium rigidum
Lineage: Eukaryota; Viridiplantae; Streptophyta; Magnoliopsida; Poales; Poaceae
Product: protein AE7-like 1
Exons: 5
Coding region: 31-501 (156 amino acids)
Biological process (GO): iron-sulfur cluster assembly
Source: RefSeq, a predicted model, not a curated record